This is a messenger RNA of Stegastes partitus (bicolor damselfish), 2030 nucleotides long. It is a transcript of the gene tuft1a, whose product is annotated as tuftelin 1a. The transcript is spliced from 12 exons. Gene Ontology annotation, biological process: intracellular signal transduction. The record is from RefSeq and is a predicted model, not a curated record. Gene Ontology annotation, cellular component: intracellular anatomical structure. Lineage: Eukaryota; Metazoa; Chordata; Actinopteri; Pomacentridae. The coding region runs from base 84 to 1238 and encodes 384 amino acids.
GUAGACGCAGGAACUCACCGGGAGGGACGCUUUAAACUCUUUAUUUAUUUAUUUGUGGAGUAUUUAUUGUGUUUGUGUGAAAGAUGAACGGAGUGACCAGAAGCCUGUGCACGUUUGAGGACAUCAGAAGUCCAGAAUAUGGGGAGAGCUGCAGGCGGCUGAGGCUCACUCUGCACGACCAGAACCAGGCUGCCCGGAGCUCGGAGCAGCACAGGGACAAGCCAAUCGGAAGAGCUUUCGCGUUGGUGCAGCCGCCCAGCGACAGAACAGCUUCCAUCCCAGAGCCGGUGAAGUCUACAGACGAACAGGUGGAGGUCAUCAAGGUUUAUCUGGAAGCCCGCAGACAGGAGCAGCAGAAACACCAGCAGAGCCUGAAGAUGCUGUCGGACGAAGUUUCCCAGAUUCAGGAGGUGAGGUACUGUCUGAAGACUCUGAGGGAGCAGAUGGCGGCUAAAAACAAGCCGCACACAAACGGGUGGAAGGUCAGCAUUCCCUUCAAAAAGAGCUCGGCUGCACCCAAAGGAGGCGCCAAGGCUGAUAUACAGGACGCAGAAGACGAGGCGGAGAGAACCAAGCUGAGGGAAGUCAGCAAACGCCUCUAUGCACAGCUGCAGGAGGCAGAGAAGAAACAUCUGGAGGAGAAAGAGAGGCUGCAGGCUGAAGGCAGCCGGCUCAGGGAGCAUCUGAGCGACCAGCAGGAGAAGCUGAAGCUCUCAGAGGAAGCCGGAGAGAGGAAAGACCAGCGCAUCGAGGAGCUGCAGAGGCUGCUGGGAGGGAUGGAGCAGGAGAGCGCCACCCUGAGGGAGGCCAUCCGCAACUGCGAGGACGAACUACGCGAGCUACGCAAGAUCAGAGAGGAGGGCCACCCCGAGGGGCAAAGGGCUGAGCAGCUGGAGAAGGAAGUGGCGAUUCUCAAGGAGAAGAUCCACCAUCUGGACGACAUGCUGAAGAGCCAACAGAGGAAAGUCAGACACAUGAUUGAACAGCUCCAGAACUCGCGCAUGGUGAUCCAGGAGCGGGACCGCGUGAUCAAAGAGCUGGAGGAGAAAGUGGCAUUCCUGGAGGCCGAGAACCGAGAAAUGCACGACCAGAUGGACUACUUCCUGGGAGGACAGAGGUCAAAUUCCUACCUUUCAUCAGAGCGUAACGCCCAGAUUGUCUACAGCAAACCCAUCAAGCUCUCCACCUCGUCCAACAAGCCGCUGCCCUUCAUCAAAGUCAUCGAGAUCAAGUCAUGAGGCGGCCGCUUGGGAGUUACCGUCGAGAAGAAGAAGGGCUCACAACCACCAAACCUUUUCUGUGCAGACUGAAACCAACCGUCAGCUCUACUAACUCACCUUUACGCCACUCGAAGGAAAACAACCUGGGCGACCGAGUAGCGAUUGUCAGCUUUAUUGUUCAUCUUGUCCUGAUUUGAGUUUAUGACCUUUGUGCAUUGAUACCAUGCAAAGUUCAGGAUGACUGACUCUUUGCCAAAGUUUUUAUAGUCCGUGCAGCAGCGUAGCAUCAACGUACCGCCGCUAACUCCGCUGUUAUGUGCAAAUCUUUAACCGGAUGAUCUGAAAUCUGUCGCCGGUGGCUCGACCUCGACUCUGUUCGCCUGCUGAGUGAACAGUGAGACGUGUAAAUACUGACUGGGGCCUCUAUAAAAGGUGAAACCCUGUGAUUUAUCUUGUAGUUGUAGGCGACUUUGAAGCAGUUUUUAAAUAACUACACGGUCUUUAAGCUCCCCAGUAACGACAUGGCACUUUACGGAAGCAGAAGGAAAACAUGAAGACGUUGACAGAAGCGUUGUUGUUCUUGUAAAGCAUUUCAGUUCCCCGUCAGUGUGGAAAGCUUCGUUUUGUUUUUGUACAUAUUAUUACUGAAUGUGAUGUUUUAAUUUCUAUCUAACGACUUUCUCCUUUGUAUUUAUUUAUAUAUAUUCACCUCUAGGCAGCCUGCUUGAUAGAGGAGCUUUUGUAUGAAGUACAUCCUAAUUCCGUUUCCUGUGUUGUUGUGGUUUUCAGAAUAAAAGUCCUGAAAAGUAA